Messenger RNA from Lithohypha guttulata, 981 nucleotides. RefSeq lists its product as uncharacterized. The record is from RefSeq and is a predicted model, not a curated record. The transcript has a single exon. NCBI's taxonomy places the organism in Eukaryota, Fungi, Ascomycota, Eurotiomycetes, Chaetothyriales, Trichomeriaceae. The coding region runs from base 1 to 981 and encodes 326 amino acids.
AUGUCCACACAAUCUCCACCAGACCUCCCCUCCCGGAUCCGCACCGCCUUCUACGGCCUAGCAAUAUGCGACGCCCUCGGCGCACCCCUCGAGUUCCAGCCUCGCAUCAUGGACUCCUCCCAGUACGUCCGCGACAUGCUGCCCAACAGUAACUUCAGCCUGCCCGCGGGACACUUCACAGACGACACCUCAAUGGCUCUAUGUCUAGCACACUCCCUGAUCUCGAAGAACGGUGCUCACGACCCACUUGAUCAAGCCGCCAGGUAUGUCAAGUGGCUUGACGAAGGAUACAUGUCCUCGGUUCCAGGAUAUGCGUUCGACGUUGGGAACCAGACGAGGCAGAGUCUGCAAUAUUAUCGAAAGAAGCCUGAACUGAGUACGUUGGAGUUUGUGACGAACAAGUUCAAUGAGGAUUGGAGGUGCGGUAAUGGAAGUUUGAUGCGUGUUUUGCCUUGUGCGCUGGUCGCGAGGACGGAGGAGGAGGCGGUCGAGUUGGGGAAGCGGAGUAGUCAGGUCACGCAUCCGCACCGAAGGUGUGUGCACGCUUGUGCGUUGUACUGUGCUCUUGUCUUUCGUGCAUUGCGAGGUGCGUCGAAAGGAGAACUUGCGCUAUGCAUUCGUGAGUGGCUUGCCAAAGCGGGAGAAGAUAUUGAUUCCGAGAUUCGUGCACGCCUUGCACAAUAUGAGAGGCUGGAAAUGUGGCAGCAAAUGCCUAGGGAGAAGAUCUCGAGCAGUGGUUACGUGCUUGAUAGUCUUGAAGCAGCGUUAUGGGCGUUCUUCAUUACUAACACUUUUGAGGAGGGAGCGAUUGAGGUUGUGAACCUAGGAGACGAUGCGGAUACUGUUGGGGCUAUCUUUGGGGGGCUAGCUGGGGCGUGGUACGGGGAUGUGUCGUGUAUAUCUGACCGGUGGUUAGUCAAAAUGCAGGAAGUUCAAUUAGUGGAUGACGUGGUUAAGAGAAUCACAUCUCUGCACGAAUAG